AAAGAUUUUUCGAGGAUCCAUUGUUGGAGUCCAAACCAGGAGACUUGUUGGAGAUGAUGCCCUAAACGAAGAAGAAGACUUUGGCGACAAAACAAGUCUCGUUUUGUCUACCCAAUCACUCUUGAUCUGAAGAUUCCCUGCUCCUGGUUAUUAUGAUGUCUCGGCAGAGUCAGUUAUUUACAUUGCUUAAGAGAAGAUUUCAUUCACCGUCUAAUGAUGCCCCAACAGAAACCUUAAGAAAGAAGUUAGCCGAUUUGCAAAAAAGUAAGAAGCGAAGGAACCCAGUAAAGAAUCAGUUUCUAGUUGAAGUUCCAGAAUCAAGAUCGUAUCUGGACACAGCAACCAUGCCUAUGUUCCUCGCCGUUGUCGGUAUCGCAUUGUUUGCAAAGGUGUUAAUGAUGAUCGAUGAUUCAAAAUCGCAAGAAAUGAUUGAACGCAAGAUAAAGAAUGCACCACCGGGGCAAGGCACAGUGCGGAUGAUCGAACGUGAGGAGUGGGAUGAGUUUAGAGAAGUAAGGCCAAGAACACCUUUUGAGUCCAAGCUUGCUCGCCCAAAUGCACAAAUUAGAACUGGAGAACCUGUGCGCAAGGAUGACUUGAAAAACUGGACAAUAGACGUGCUAACAGAUGCGCUUGCACGAACCGAAGAAAGUGUUCGUCGCGGUUCCAGUUAGGUUUUCAUGAAUUCUCCUUGUUUCAAUGGGAGUUUCCUGGUUAAUAUAUAUAACUUAAGAAGAAUUUGGUAGUCAAGAACAUUAUCGGCCAUUCUCCUAAGCGAACAUAGGCAUUAUUAGGACAGUAGGGAGAAGAACAUACAUAAGCAGUCUUGUAAUAAAGAAAUCUUGGAAAGCGAGAUAUGAAUAUUCUCGUUUGUUUCGGAACUGCAUCGUGUAUUCACACAAAUUUUCAUCAAAAUCAUUAAACAUCUUUACAGUGUCAAGAUGUUUCA
This is a messenger RNA of Camelina sativa (false flax), 949 nucleotides long. RefSeq lists its product as uncharacterized. The record is from RefSeq and is a predicted model, not a curated record. Lineage: Eukaryota; Viridiplantae; Streptophyta; Magnoliopsida; Brassicales; Brassicaceae.